This is a messenger RNA of Thrips palmi, 615 nucleotides long. Its product is annotated as venom serine protease Bi-VSP-like. The coding region runs from base 49 to 615 and encodes 188 amino acids. The record is from RefSeq and is a predicted model, not a curated record. Gene Ontology annotation, biological process: proteolysis. Lineage: Eukaryota; Metazoa; Arthropoda; Insecta; Thysanoptera; Thripidae. Gene Ontology annotation, molecular function: serine-type endopeptidase activity. The transcript has 5 exons.
CAGGGCGGCCACCCGCAGCUGUGCGGCUUCCCGUCCGGAGGCUCCAGCAUGCCCGACGUCUGCUGUCCUCUGCAGUACGGCAGGACCAUGCCGUCGACGCCGCCCCCGCGGCCCGGCCCGCCUGAGGGCCCGCCUGGCCUGUCCUGCGGCGCCUUCAACCGCAGCGUCGCCCUCGAGGACGUCAUCAGCGGUCCGGGCAGCGUGGCCAGAAAGAAGUGCCUGCAGUACCAGCGGCAGAUCUGCUCCGGCGAGGUGAGCAGAGAGGACAGGACCAAAUACGUCGGUUUCGGCGCCUACUUCUCCCCCGCCGACUCGAUGGAGUACCCCCACAUGGCUCUGCUCGGCUACGGCGAGAGGGACGCCGUCGAGUACAGCUGCGGCGGCUCCCUCAUCUCCCCGGACUUCGUCCUCACGGCGGCGCACUGCGUCGCCCUCGGCGCGUCCAGGGUGCGCUGGGUGCUGCUGGGCGCGCUGAACCGCACCGAGUCGCUGGCGGACAAGGGCACGCGGCAGCUGCUGGAGGUGGCCGAGGUGGUGGUGCACCCCGAGUACACGGUGCGGGCGCGCUACCACGACAUCGCCCUGCUGCGCCUGGUCAAGCGUAUCAAAGCUUGA